AUGCCCCUGCGGGAAACAACUCUCCUCUAUUUAUUUACUUGUCCUGACUACUCUCAGCCAAUCUGCACCUAUCACUCUCAGGCACGUCUUCUGCUAUUUAUCAAGCUGAUUUUUGUGAUGUGGCCCCUGGCUGUUAGGGGCUCCUCAGGGCCACAAUGUCUCCUGUCCUCCUCUUCUCUUACAGACUAUGGAGAGAAGGGAAAUAUCACUUUGGAUUUUAUUGGUCCCGUCAACACUAUGUUAUCUAAACCGGCGAUUCCAUUUACAGCCCAGCCAGGACCACCACCCUGCGACCUAUUUCGGUUGGAUCUCUAUAAAUCCAGCCUGGCGUUGCUAUUCGCCACAGAAGAAGUGAGUGAAAAUGCCAGUUUGUUGCCAAACAUCACGCUGGGGUUUCGGAUUUGGGAUUCUUGUUUCUCCGAGAUUCCAGCCCUUCGAGCGACAUUUCAGGCGAUAUCUGGCGAUGGGAACUACAUCCCAAAUUACAAGUGUGUCUCCGAGGCACCAGCUGUGGCGGUUAUUGGGGAUCCCGUGUCAGGACCAGCCGUGGCAAUGGGCAGACUGCUCAGUCUGUGGGCUGUGCCCCAAGUCAGUUAUUCUGCAACAUCGUCAUCUCUGAGCAAUAAGCUGGAAUUCCCGUCUUUUCUACGGACCAUUGUGAGUGUUGAUGGCCAGGCAGCUGCCCUGAUUGAGAUAUGUAAAAAGUUUGGGUGGAACUGGAUCGGGAUUCUGAUAUCCUCAUCAGACUAUGGCACGGUAGGGGGAUCAAUACUUAAGACAGAAGCUAUCAGGAACAGUAUUUGUAUUGCCUUCUUCGAACCAGUCAGCUACCAACAAGCCGGCAACCAGAUGCAAAAGAUUAUAGAAAUGGUACGAAGGUCGACAGCCAGAGUGAUCAUCCUCUAUUGCUCUGCUCCCGAGGUAUAUGUAGUAUUAGUCGAAGUUCUUCGGAAAAACCUCACUGGAAAGGUUUGGCUAGGAACAGAAUCUUGGUUCACCUCUCCAGUGCUUCUCCAACCAGAAUUUCGGCACCUUCUCAAUAAUACCAUUGGAAUUGCUAAGAGCCGUAAAAUAUUACCAAGUUUCACCAGGUUCCUUCAAUCCUUAAAUCCUUUCAAAUACCCCAGGAUGCUCUCUAUAAGGCAGUUCUGGGAGAUAUUAUUUAACUGUAAGUGGAGUGCAGCCAAUAUUAGCGUUAUUGCCCAGGUUCCAGUUUGUAAGGGAUCAGAGAAGAUCGUUACAAAUGAUAUCACAGAAUACAACGAUCCAACAUCCCAAUCUGUGUACAUGGCGUACAACGCUCUCUAUGCGAUAACCCACGCUUUAAACAAUUUAUUGUCCUGCAAACCCAACCAAGGUCCAUUCAGUGGCAAGUCAUGUGCUGAUAAGAAUAACUUCCAACCUUGGCAGCUUCUGCACUAUUUGAAGAGAGUGCAGUUUGUUAAUACGGCCGGUGAAUUGAUCGCGUUUGACGCCAAUGGGAAUAUUUACGGAUACCUCGAAAUCAUGAACUGGCAGUUGGACGGAAAUAAUAUUGGCCGUUAUGUGAAAGUGGGAACCUUCGAUAAAUAUCUGGCCCUCAAUGAGUCACUUAUCCGGUGGGCAGGUGGACACGUUACUCUCCUUUCUGCUGUUGAUUCCCAAAACCCAGAUAGAGCUGACCUGAGUCAUCAUUACGGAAAGAUGGUUAAGAAAUCCAAGUCCUAA
Messenger RNA from Pelobates fuscus (common spadefoot toad), 1707 nucleotides. Its product is annotated as extracellular calcium-sensing receptor-like. Bases 1 to 1707 code for a protein of 568 amino acids. NCBI's taxonomy places the organism in Eukaryota, Metazoa, Chordata, Amphibia, Anura, Pelobatidae. Gene Ontology annotation, cellular component: plasma membrane. The record is from RefSeq and is a predicted model, not a curated record. Gene Ontology annotation, molecular function: G protein-coupled receptor activity. The transcript has 7 exons. Gene Ontology annotation, biological process: G protein-coupled receptor signaling pathway.